AUGUCGGGCAUCAUCUCAAGCUGGACCGACACGAUAUCCAAGGCCCUCUCCCCUAGGAAACCCGCCUCGGAAGAGCCAUCCGACAAGAUGGUCCCCUCCUCAGAUUCAGAGUCGCGCGGCACCAAGCGCAAGUCAGACAUUUACGACGUCACAGACGACCUACAAGACGGCCUCGCAGCGAGCACACCCGAGAGCGGCAAGGCGCGCCGAUCAAUUGGCCCCGGCUCCGUAACAGCCAGCGGUAGCAAGAUUAAGCGUCGCUACCGCCUAAGCGCAGCCCAGAACGACAUUUCACGAGACGUCGACCCUCGCGUAGAUGCGCCCGCAAACCUCGAGCGCGCGCUAGCUCCUGAUGCUGUGCGCCUGCAACAACCAGGCCCGCACGAUCAUGGCUCGGUCAUUGCUGCUGUCCCUGUAGCCGACAUGGGCGGAACCGCCGAUCUCUUUAGCCCGCCGAUAAACGAAAAAACCGAAGUGCCCAGCUCGAGCCCCGUGAACUCACAUCUCCCACCGAAAGAGACAGGUCCCAAGUCAUCAGCAGCUCCCGAGGCGGCGCAAGAAAGUGUCAAGGCGGAAGCCGGCGGAGAGGCGGAAAUUGCAGAGGUGCAGGCGCUCCUUGACCACAAGAUGCUAGAAGAUGACAGCGUAGACUUGCUGGUUCACUGGGCAGGCGAGCCCGCGGAGCAGGCCACCUGGGAGCCAGAGCAGGAGAUCCAGGACGGAGCGAGUGAGCUGCUUUAUAGCUAUUGGAAGAAGGCUGGGGGCCGGACAGAGACCCUCUUCCAGACCAUGACCGAGGUAUAUCACGUCUUCCGCAUUCUCAACCACGAAAAGAAGCCCCGCGGAGGCUUUGUGCUCGAGGUCCAGUGGGUUGGCUAUCCCGCCACAAAGGGCAACACGAGCUGGGAGGGCGAGGCCAAGCUCCAGCAAAUCGCGCCCGACUUGCUGAAGGAGUACUGGGACAGUGUUGGUGGCCGCAGUAAAUUCCUCGCCAAACGGGGGCGGACCAAGAAGAAUUGA
This is a messenger RNA of Microdochium trichocladiopsis, 1020 nucleotides long. RefSeq lists its product as uncharacterized. Gene Ontology annotation, molecular function: chromatin binding. Gene Ontology annotation, biological process: chromatin organization; negative regulation of transcription by RNA polymerase II. Gene Ontology annotation, cellular component: pericentric heterochromatin. The transcript is spliced from 4 exons. Lineage: Eukaryota; Fungi; Ascomycota; Sordariomycetes; Xylariales; Microdochiaceae. Bases 1 to 1020 code for a protein of 339 amino acids. The record is from RefSeq and is a predicted model, not a curated record.